UGUGUGUCUGUGUGUGUGUGUCUCUGGGCGUGUGUGUGCGUGUGUGUGUAUAAAACAUAACUUGUCGCAACAUCAAGAAAGAAAGAAAGAAAGAAAGAAAGAAAGAAAGAAAGAAAGAAAGAAAGAAAGAAAGAAAGAAAGAAAGAAAGAAAGAAAGAAAGAAAGAAAGAAAGAAAGAAAGAAAGAAAGAAAGAAAGAAAGAAAGAAAGAAAGAAAGAAAGAAAGAAAGAAAGAAAGAAAGAAAGGAGGCCAAUCCUGCUCCGCUCACCUCGUCUGUCCCACGUUCAUACGGAGGCAGGUCGCUUUUUAUUACUGGCAAAUAUGGUUCUGUGAAAUGUUGGCCUGUAAAUGCCAGCAGGUUGCCAAGAUAGGGGUGUGAUGGUGGGGGAGACACGCCAUAUAUAAACAUGGACUAAAUUUAAUAAAUAAAAAUACAUACUAUUCUCUUUCAACUAAAACCUACCGGCUCCAGUAAAAUCAGAGAUGCAUUCAUGCAAGGCGUCAAAGCCGUUUAUUAUUAUUAAUAUUGUUGUUAUUAUUAUUAUUAGAAUUAUUGUUAUUUUUAAUUCAUAUUCUGCUUUCUUUUCAAAUCGCUGAAACUCUGCAAGCAAAAAAAAAGAAAACCUCUUCCACGAAUUUACACGGAGAACACUUGUUUAGGUCUGAGCCGAAAUGGGGAGCAAAGCCCUGCACGCUCCGAUCCCGCUGCACCCAGCCCUCCAGCUCACCAACUACUCCUUCCUGCAGGCCGUCAACACUUUCCCCGCCGAUCAGCUGCAGGGACUGUACGGGCUGAGUGCGGUGCAGACCAUGCACAUGAACCACUGGACUCUUGGCUACCCGCACAUGCAAGGACUGAGGUCGACGAUCACGGCGGCCGCCCAGGGUCUGGUGGACCCUAGGAUCCCCUUCCCGGCGUUGCCCUUCACGGCGGCUGCGCAGCUCUUCCAUCCGAAACAGGCCGCCGUCACGCACGGCGUCCCCCCACAUCACAAGGACAGACCCAGGUUCGACUUUGCCAACUUGGCCCUCGCCGCCACUCAGGAGGACCCGCCAAAGGCCGCGGACCUGGCAAAGCUGACGUCGGGACUUGGGGGGACCAUCUCCGAGCUGAGCAAGCUGUCUCCCGACAGAAAACCCACCCGGGGCAGACUUCCGUCCAAGACUAAAAAGGAGUUUAUUUGCAAGUUCUGCGGCAGGCAUUUCACCAAGUCCUACAACCUGCUCAUCCACGAGAGGACCCACACGGACGAGCGGCCCUACACGUGUGAUAUUUGUCACAAGGCGUUCAGGAGACAGGAUCACCUGAGAGACCACAGAUAUAUCCACUCCAAGGAAAAACCUUUCAAAUGUCAAGAAUGUGGGAAGGGAUUCUGUCAGUCCCGCACUCUAGCCGUCCAUAAAACCCUACACAUGCAGGAAUCCCCCCACAAAUGCCCCACAUGCGGAAGAACCUUUAAUCAAAGAAGUAACCUGAAAACUCACCUUCUCACCCAUACAGACAUCAAGCCCUACAGCUGUGGCCGCUGCGGAAAGGUGUUUCGGCGCAACUGUGACUUGCGACGGCACAGUUUGACGCACAGCCCACAUCUGGACUACUAGGCCUGGACAGACUAAUAAAAACAAACCAAAAAUAACAGUGGGGGACAAACAAAACUCUGCGGGAUGGCUCACCGACUUUUUUCUUUUUCUUCUUCUUUUUUUUUUUUUUUUUUUUUUUUUUGUCAUCAAAGAGACUUUUCGAAGCAGGACACCGUUGCUGCCUUGCUGCGCAAUUUUACCGAGAGGAUUUGUUUGCACCUCAAGGAUAAUCCAAAGUAGCCACGACAAAAAAUAACACCCAGCUUCCCCGGCACCUGUAAAUAUGAAGACUGUGUAAAAAAAAAAAUAUAAUAUUAAUUAAUAAAAAAAAGUGUUGGUUUUUUAUUAUUAUUAUUUCCU
Molecule: messenger RNA, 1941 nt
Organism: Gambusia affinis (western mosquitofish)
Lineage: Eukaryota; Metazoa; Chordata; Actinopteri; Cyprinodontiformes; Poeciliidae
Gene: osr2
Product: odd-skipped related transciption factor 2
Exons: 4
Coding region: 673-1602 (309 amino acids)
Biological process (GO): embryo development; urogenital system development; regulation of transcription by RNA polymerase II
Cellular component (GO): nucleus
Molecular function (GO): DNA-binding transcription factor activity, RNA polymerase II-specific; RNA polymerase II transcription regulatory region sequence-specific DNA binding
Source: RefSeq, a predicted model, not a curated record